GCAGCGUCACUAAAUUCUGUUUUGCUUCCGCGUAAAUCGUUCGCUCUUGGUUUCAUUUGCGUGUUGUGAAGUUUUCUGACGUUUUUAUUUUAUCUAAACAGUUUCUGUACUCAAACACAUCACCAUUCUGCUGUAAUAAGAUCUAAAUCAUGGGCAGCAUCGAUAAAGCUCGGUUUUUGUUGUCGAUAUUUGCUGUUCUGCUGAUCUGUGACGCAUUUACUGGAAUAACAUCAACUAACGCGGCUGCUACUAAAGUACCACCACCAGCUCCAACAAUCCGUCCACCUGUCCGCAAACCAUGUAACACUUUGACAUCCUGUGAGACCUGCUUGACAAAUGUUUCAUGUUUGUGGUGUCAGACCAACAAAUCGUGCACAGAUUAUCCAGUGUCCUAUGUGAUCCCACCGAGCUCAGUUUGUAAACUGUCUCAGGCCCGCUGGGGUGUUUGCUGGGUGAAUUUUGAGGCACUGAUCAUUGCUAUGGCUGUGGUUGGUGGUGUGCUGCUGCUGGCCAUCACUGUGUGCUGCUGUUGCUGCUGUUGUUGCAAAGGCAACCGCCCUCCAAGGAUUGAUCGUGAAGAGGAGCAGUACGCCAGAAGAAGAGAAGAGAUCCGACAGAGGUCAGAAGAACGGAAGGCAGAGAGGAAAACAAAGCAUGAUCAAAUUCGCAAGAAGUAUGGUCUCAUUCCAGAUUCUGAUCAUCCUUACAGCAAGUUUGACAACGAAUGAAAUGUUCAGCAGUGGAAAACCCUUCAGCAGAUUCUUUAAAGAAAUAUUUCUGAGUGGAUUACUGUACUGUAGGUUAGCUCAAGUUUGGAGAUUAUCAAUACUGAUAUUACCUUGUUAACCCUUUCAUUGGUUAGUUACCUAUCUCUCUCUCUGAUCUGAUUUGAUAUUUUAUCACAUUAAACGUAACGGCAUCACAUUUUAAUGCAUGAGACACAAACGAUGAAAAUGGACAAAAUGGCUGUGAUUUGUUUUCUUUUUGUUUUUCAGAGCAAAGAAGCGAUUAUAAGAGAAGUUCACCCAGAAAUGAAAACUGUUAUUUAUUCCUUCUCAUGUCAGUCCAAACCCAGGUCUUGUCAUUUUAUCUGAGCUAUUUUUGAUUUGUAUAAUCACGUUAGGCUCAAAACAAAACUAAACACAACAUAAAUGUAUUCAACAUGUAAUUCAUUCGUAGUCACAAAUUUUUAGACACUCCUGAAAAUCUAUCAUCUUUUUUGUGUUCAAGUUCCCUUUUUUCCAUGUAUUCAAAUAUGUGCACAUGUUAAGUUACGAUGAAUUAACUAAUAUUUUAAUAUAAACUUCAAACAAAUCUGCUAUACAAUAAUGUACAUAUUAGUCUGUAUGAUGCUUUCUGAGUGUGAUUGACAUGGAUGCUAUGAGAGAAGAACAGCGUUGUGAUCGUUUCUCCUUUUCUUACAUGGAUAAAAUGAAACAUACGGGUUUUGAAAGACAUGACACUGGAUAGACUAAUACAGAAUUUCUCAUUUUUUGGGUGAAUUUUUCUGUAAAAUUUUUCUUUUUGAGAUUGUAAGAUUAGGUCAUUGAAACCAUUGUUUUAAUUCACUUUUGCUUCUGUGACUUAUUGUAUUUAUAAUGCGUGUUCUUAUCAAAACAUAUUUGCUAAUAAAAACAAGCUUCUACUUUUAAAAGAUAUAA
Paramisgurnus dabryanus is the source of this 1661-nucleotide messenger RNA. RefSeq names its product pituitary tumor-transforming gene 1 protein-interacting protein. Lineage: Eukaryota; Metazoa; Chordata; Actinopteri; Cypriniformes; Cobitidae. Gene Ontology annotation, cellular component: cytoplasm; nucleus. The record is from RefSeq and is a predicted model, not a curated record. Gene Ontology annotation, biological process: protein import into nucleus.